Messenger RNA from Suillus subaureus, 1833 nucleotides. RefSeq lists its product as uncharacterized. The transcript has 10 exons. The record is from RefSeq and is a predicted model, not a curated record. The coding region runs from base 1 to 1833 and encodes 610 amino acids. Lineage: Eukaryota; Fungi; Basidiomycota; Agaricomycetes; Boletales; Suillaceae. Gene Ontology annotation, molecular function: mRNA binding. Gene Ontology annotation, cellular component: cytosol.
AUGUCCGACGCCCAAGCCGCCCAGGUUACAGAGAAUGGCGUGCCUCCGGCUGCGCAAGAGUAUGUCAUCGAAGAAGCUCCCCCAUUCAAAGUCUUCGCUGGCAAUCUUGCGUACUCUACAACGGAUGAAGGGCUCAAGACUUUCUUUGCCCCCGUACAGAGCGACAUUAUCACAGCUCAGGUCAUCUUGCGGGGUCCCAGAUCAGCAGGUUAUGGCUUUGUCGCAAUGUCCAGCGCAGAGGCUGCUCAAAGAGCUGUUGACCUCCUCAAUCUAGGAGAGCUCGAUGGCCGCAAGGUAAUCGUCGAGAUUGCCAAGCCAGCCGACCAAAAGGACAAAGAAAAGAAGGAGAAGAGGGCCAAGAGGAGACCCAACAGGCGCGGUGCCAAGGCCGUUCCUGGUGAAGUCACCGACGCUGAGGCAAAUGGCGAAGUCAAGGCGGAGGAUGCCGCUACCUCUACUGCUGCUUUGGGCACUGACGAAGCAGCUAAGCCCAAGAGAAAAAAGAAAAAGAACAACCGCAAGUCCAGGCGUAGGGCUGCUCCUCUGGAAGGUGAAUUCUUACACGAGGAGGCUGCCCCUGCUGCAGAAGAUGCUCCUGACGUUGCCGUACCUGCACCCAGGAAACCUCGCGUCAGGAGGCCCAGGGCUCCUCGCCCACCCCGCGCUGCCGGUGAGGACCCCAUUGGCGAGCCCUCCAAGACUACCCUGUUCGUCGCCAACCUUGGCUUCAGCGUAGACGAUGACACCCUCUCUGCGCUCUUUACUGAAGCUGGUGUCAAUGUCGUUUCUGCUCGCGUGGUUCGUCGCCGGUGGGGAACACCCAGGAGGAGCAAAGGUUACGGCUUUGUCGAUGUCGGCACUGAGGAGGAACAGGCGAAAGCGAUUGAGGCUGUUCAAGGCAAGGAAGUUGGCGGCCGUGCAAUCGCUGUCAAGAUCGCUGUCAACUCUGCCCGCUAUGAAUUGGCAGACGAAGCCGAGGAGCAAGAGUCCAGGGAAGAGGGGCUUAGCAAGAGCCUGUUUGAGCACGCACAGGAGGAAGAGAAGGCCGUAGGUGGAAGCAAGGCACUGGGCAUCAUGAUGAAAAUGGGGUUCAAGGUUGGGCAAUCUCUGUCCGAGGACGAGUCUGAGCAGGGUACGUCCAGGGCUCAGUCGGAGUCUGCGGAUCUUGGAGAGGAUUUGAAAGGAAAUUUUCGACACAAGGUUGAACCAUUGCCCCUCAAUGAAUGGCGAGGGAAGCAAGGUAUUGGUCUAGGGAAGCGCGCUCGGUCACCCAGUGCCGCAGAUCGCCUCGCAAAAAUGGCGAAGAUGGCGGAAGCGGCCAAUCACGAGAGCUUCCGAGACCGUGCCCGCCGCGAAUACGAAGAACGGCGAGCAGAAGGACGCCUUUCCUCUGCACGACAGACAUGUCUCACACUGGACGAGAAGGCGGACAUUACAUUCAACGUCCUCUGUUUGGAUCCUAGCAACCCUGAUUCUAUCCCGAAGGGUCUUAUGGAUGUGCUAUCAACCCAUACACUGCAUGUAUCCCCGUUGCGCUCCGCCUCAGGGGACGCCUCCCAUGCGGCACGCCUACGCGCUCAAAUGGCAGCCGAUGCCCUGUUACCGGUUACUUUAUUGGAUGAAGAUGAAGAUGCCGACGACAGCGAAACACCCACAACAGUGGAACAAUUCCCGCAAGAAGUCAUCGAGGAAGCGGUUUACUUCUUACGGCUGGGUCCGCGGGACCGCUUAAAGCUCCUUCUUGAAUAUCUCCGGGAGAAUACUCAUACUUAUGACGAUGCUAUUGACUUGGAACGGAAUUGCCCUGGGCCUGAAGAAGAUGAUCACGACUAG